AUGAACCUGUUAACACCUUAUAGUCUUACAGCUUUGUUAGCCGUAGCAUCACUAGCCGAUAUGCUGCAGGUGCAAGAGGAAAAAGACUCUAAUUCAUCCGUUUCAAUUCUAGAAAAACGAACAUUUCCAUAUUUUGCAUAUUUUAUGACAUCAAUCCGGUCGGUAAUCGCUUACUUCAAUGUACCGGAGCCAAUUACAGUAAAGUUAGUUUGGUGGGAAGCUUUAGUUGCUGGCGACGGCAGUUUAAUUGAUAUGGUUACAUAUAUUGAGAAUGCAUGUAGGUCAUGCAUGCUUAAUCAUAAAUAUGCCCCUGUUGGUUCUUGCAAAGAUGAUACAACAGCUACCGUCAAGAGUAUUUUGCAGAAUUCAUUGAUAGGAUUCAUAGGAUGGUACUUACCAAAAUUAAUCGCUUUCAUUCCUAAUUUAAAUCGCUCAGACAAGAAAUAUCCUAACCCACUUGUUUCGUUUCUGGAAAAAGGUGCAUUUAUGUUGUACACCUAUGCAUUAGCAGGUAUUAAGAAACUAUUCGGAUAUUUCACUAGACCUUUGCCAAUUUGGGUAAAAACCGGGUGGUGGGCGGCUUUCGUUAUUGCAGAUGGCAUUAUAUUUGGUAGGGCUACCCAAAUAGAGAACGCAUAUAAUUCAUGCGGCGUCAAAUAUAAAGAUCUGCCUGGUGGAUCUUGUCAGGAUGAUAUAUUAAUUGUAGUACACGGUAUUGUGGAAAUAUUUGUCUUAGCGGUCAUGGUAAGAAACUUACCAAAGUUAAUUGACUUAAUUCGCAAAAAGUACCGUACCAGUCAUGGUGCUGCAAAAUGA
Molecule: messenger RNA, 816 nt
Organism: Naumovozyma dairenensis CBS 421
Lineage: Eukaryota; Fungi; Ascomycota; Saccharomycetes; Saccharomycetales; Saccharomycetaceae
Exons: 1
Coding region: 1-816 (271 amino acids)
Source: RefSeq, a predicted model, not a curated record